CUGUUACCCAGAAGAGGAGGAGGAAGUCAUAGCUAAACUGAAAGUAAACAAACCAGUAUAAAUAGCCAUAUCCUGCACGUUUGCACAACAAUACGAGCAGACUGUUACAGCUCUCACUUCCAAGGAGAUCACCAGAAGACGAAACAGUCAACUAUCCAGGCCUGACGAGGGAAGGCAGGAACAGACUCGUAGUCUCAAGUAAACGAACAGAGGAGAAGAUGGGAAAUGCAGGUUAUGGCGACAUCAUGAAUGUCGAAACUUCUGGUGCCUCAAAGAAAACGGCUCAGCAGGACAACCUCAGCUACAAAGGUGUGAGGGCAUCUCACGCCCUGGCAGAGACUGAUGCCGGCAGAAUGGAAAAGUACAGGUCUAAAAUCAAGUCAGUGGGAAGUCAAUGUGGAGUUGAACCAGCUCUCAUUGCUGCUAUCAUCUCCAGAGAGACCAGGGCUGGAAGUAAACAUGUAUUACAUAACGGCUGGGGAGACUAUGACUCAGCCAGAAGAGUGUAUAACGCCUGGGGACUGAUGCAGGUUGAUGUUAAUCCAAAUGGAGGUAGACACGAAAAAGUUGGUGAAUGGGACAGUGAGGAACACCUGCGCCAUGCCACCGGAAUCUUGGUUAAUUUUAUCGAUCUUAUCCGCAACAAAUUUCCUAACUGGAGCACAGAGCAGCAGCUGAAAGGAGGGAUAGCAGCCUACAACAUGGGGGAUGGAAGUGUUCACUCCUAUGAUAACGUGGAUGAAAACACAUAUGGUGGAGACUACUCCAAUGAUGUUGUUGCCAGAGCUCAGUGGUACAAAAGCAAUAAAAACUUUUAAACCUGCAGCUGUCCACAAGCUCCUAAAAUCAUAUGUGAAACAUUGUAAUGUUUAUCAAAACUUAAGUUAAAUAAACAUAAUGCAAAACAAAACCAUGUCUGUAAUGAGUGCAAUAUGAAAAAACAUCCAGACGUUUUUCAGUGUCCUUCAAGCCAUGAAUUGUCUGUAUUUGUGCACAUAUUCAGGGUAUUACAUGUUCUGCAACAGCUCCCCUCCUCUGAUAAGUAACCAAGUAAGACAUUUACAGAGAAGCCAUCAGAAGUUGGGCGUUAUUGUUCUCAACAGGAAGGAAACAUCCAUUUAGCGAGUUCCUGCUUUCCUCAACGUUGGACUUUUGUGCAUCAUCAGACAAUGAAAAUGAAAGAUUAAGGUGUUUUUCACGUGGUCUGGAAUAGAAAUAAAUCACAGGUUCAAAAAUA
Messenger RNA from Cottoperca gobio, 1237 nucleotides. RefSeq names its product lysozyme g-like. The transcript is spliced from 6 exons. NCBI's taxonomy places the organism in Eukaryota, Metazoa, Chordata, Actinopteri, Perciformes, Bovichtidae. Bases 219 to 818 code for a protein of 199 amino acids. Gene Ontology annotation, molecular function: lysozyme activity. Gene Ontology annotation, biological process: peptidoglycan catabolic process; defense response to Gram-positive bacterium. Gene Ontology annotation, cellular component: extracellular region. The record is from RefSeq and is a predicted model, not a curated record.